Molecule: messenger RNA, 1071 nt
Organism: Camelina sativa (false flax)
Lineage: Eukaryota; Viridiplantae; Streptophyta; Magnoliopsida; Brassicales; Brassicaceae
Source: RefSeq, a predicted model, not a curated record
AUGGAGAUAUUCUCGUGGUUGCCGGUGAAGUCUAUAGCUAGAUGUCGUUGCGUGUCGAAGCUCUGGAACGCCGUACUACGCCGCCCAGAUUUCACGGAGUUGUACCUGAGCAGAUCUUCUUCCCGCCCGCAGCUCUUGUUCGUCUUACGCAACAUGGAUGGGGUCGUCUUCUUCUCCUCACAUCAGCCUCAAAAUCCUGUUGAGAACUCGUCGUUUGCUGUAGCCUCCCAUCGUCUUAGCCAUUUGCCUUGUCACAGUGGAAUCGUUGGUCCAAGUAACGGCUUUGUCCUUCUUAGAGGUGUCAGGGGAAGGAAAAAGCAAGGAUUAGUGUCGUUGCAAUUUAACCCCAGCACCGGACAAUUGCUACCUUUACCGCAAGUGAAGACCAGGAGCAGGAUGUUUGGGACGUUUAGUUGUAUGGGGUAUGAUUCAGUUAAGAAACAGUUCAAGGCAUUGUCCGUUAUCUUUUCUGAUGCGAAAUUUGAAUAUUCGUAUCUGACAUUAGGAAUUGGAAAACCAUCGUGGAGACUGGUCGAAUGUUGCAUACCCCAUUUACCUCGAACUGAAGGGAUAUGCAUCAAUGGUGUUUUCUACUAUGUUGGUACUAGGCUCAAGAACAGCUCUAUGAUAGUUUGUUUUGAUUUUAGUUCUGAGAAGUUCAGCUUUCUUAACCUUAGUGGACCGAUGGAAAAUGCAACAUCUCUGAUUAAUUACAAUGGCAAACUAGGUUCGGUUGCGUCUGACUCUUUUAAUGGAGGAGAUACAGGUUUUGAGUUAUGGGUUCUGGAAGACUUGGAGAAAAAGGAAUGGUCCAAUCACGUUUAUGUAUUUCCUCCUGUUUGGCAGAAUGUAGUUGAGAAGACCAUCUUACACUUUUCUGGAGUGGUUGGUACAAAUGAAUUUGUGUUUGUCCCGAUAACACUGUCUGAUCCUUUCUAUGUUUUCUACUACAAUGUCGAGAAGAACACUGUCGUUAGAGUUGGAGUUCGAGGAAUGGAAGCGUUUGGUGGUUAUAGAGUUAAGGCCUUUUCAAAUCAUGUGGAGAAUGUGGAGCGUAUUCGAGCAUUUUAG